Messenger RNA from Cygnus olor (mute swan), 2085 nucleotides. Its product is annotated as zinc finger protein 777-like. The record is from RefSeq and is a predicted model, not a curated record. Gene Ontology annotation, biological process: negative regulation of transcription by RNA polymerase II. Gene Ontology annotation, molecular function: DNA-binding transcription repressor activity, RNA polymerase II-specific. Lineage: Eukaryota; Metazoa; Chordata; Aves; Anseriformes; Anatidae. The transcript has 4 exons. The coding region runs from base 35 to 1651 and encodes 538 amino acids.
GGUGCGGCGGCGGCGGCGGCGGCGCGGGGCGGCCAUGGCCCGGUGGGGCCCGGCUCAGGAGCCCGAGUGGGGGCCCGAGCCCUGGCAGCCGCUCCCGCCGCAGCCCCCCGUGGCCGUCCCGGUGCCGGUGCCGGUGCCCAUCGACGGGGACAAGCAGCCGCCGGUGGCCGAGAUCUCGCUGUGGACGGUGGUGGCGGCGGUGCAGGCGGUGGAGCGGAAGGUGGAGUCGCAGGCCCUGCGGCUGCUGAGCCUGGAAGGGCGAGCGGAGACGGCCGAGAAGAAGCUCUCGGAGCUGGAGAAGGCGGUGCUGGACUUCGGGGGGCAGCUGGAGCGCAAGUGGGCCGCGCUGGCCGCCCUCGUGCAGGAGAGCACGCGGCGCCUCGAGCACGUCGAGCGCCAGCUGCGGCACCGCGGCUGCUGGGCACCCCGGCCCGGACUGGGUCCCGGCGGGGACGUGCCCCAGGUCCCCACGGCGGGUGAGGAUGACGCCGCCUGUUUGCCAGAGCAGGAGUGGGGCGGCUUGGACAGCCGUCAGCAGGAGCUGUACAGGAUGGCGGUGAAGGGGAGCUACGAGGCCGUGGUCUCUCUUGCAGGUGAGAAGAUCGUGAUCAAGACAGAAGAGCAGCAGCCGCAGGAGGAAGGAUCAGAAAGCCUGGCGCUGCCGCAGGCACCCUCGAUGAGGCUGGAAGAGGAGGUUCCCCUGAGCCAGGAGCUGCCAGUGCCCUGGGAGAGCCACACCAGCUUGGACGAACAGAAGGGAGCUGGAGAGGGCUUAGGGGAGCUCUGCAAGCAUGGGGCCGCCCAGCCUGAAUUCAAGCCCGUGGUUGUCCCGGUGGAAGCUCGCCCUGCCCCGGCCUUGCCUUUCCCGGCGGAACACGGGCACGGCGCGGGGACCGACCAGCCGUUCACCCUGCCCCAGGGGAUGCCGCUGGGAGAGGACACUGCCGCGGAGGCUGCCUCGGCACAGCCCGGCGCCGAGGAGCACGGCCCGUGUGCCGCUGGGGACGAGCCCCACGCGCUGCCCCUGGGCUGGAAGAGCGUGCGGCUGAAGCGCAACCUCCUGGCGCGGCAGCAGAGCCACGCGCGGAAGAACAACGGCUCCUUCAUCUGCACGGCCUGCGGGAAGAGCCUGGCCCACCACGCCGCGCUGCUGCGGCACCAGCGCCUGCACACGGGCGAGCGCCCCUUCCAGUGCCCUGCCUGCGGCAAGAGCUUCAACGAGAAGUCCAACCUCAACAAGCACUACCGCAUCCACACCGGGGAGCGGCCCUACUGCUGCCCUGCCUGCGGCAAGGGCUUCAUCCAGAAGCACCACCUCCAGAAGCACCAGCGCAUCCACGGGGUGCAGCUGCGGGCGGGCUGGGCGGGCCGGCCCGCGCGGGCCAGCGCGGCCGGGGAGCGGCUGUACCGCUGCAUCGAGUGCGCCGAGAGCUUCCCCCUGCAAGCGUCGCUGGAGGAGCACCAGCGCCGGCACACCCAGCAGCGACCCUUCCAGUGCAACGGCUGCAGCAAGAGCUUCCGCCACCGGCAGUCUCUGAACCACCACCAGAAGGUCCACGCCACGGCCAGCACUCCUGCUGCCGGCUUGCCCAACCACGGCCAGGAGCCGGGGAACGUCCCCUGCAAGCCGUCCACCCAGGACAAUCCGUAACGCGAGGGCUGCGGACGGGAAGGGGCAGUGUUUCUGCAGGCAGAGAGGUGCAGCGGCCCGUGAGGGCGGCACGCGGCGGGCAGCUGGCGUCGCAGCACCGCGGGGCUCUCCGCACCCCCCCUGCGUCCCCUGGGACGAGGACGGGGCUGGCAGACGCACGCUGUGGGGGCGCGACCGGCCCGAGACCAAGCGGAGGAGGUCCAGCAGCAGGGGCUGCGCCGCUGCCCCGUGGAAGAGGGCUCGGCCGAAGAGUGGCUGCUGCGUGUUUGGCACCGUGGGACGGGGAGCGGAGCACUUGAACUCAGGGUUACUUAAAUCCUACCAGCUUCGAGGUCGGUUGGGGGAGUUUGGUGGCCUGGGGAGAGGCUGUUGUUGCUGGGACAGCCAGGGUCACCGCACGACUUGGGAGAGAUGUGGAUAAAAGACUGGGCUGA